AUGGCGGACCAGCAACAGCAACUCCAGACCAUGGCGACGACGCCAUCGCCUCAACCCGACCUGAUGAGGAAUCGACUGCCGACCCUGUUCGAGGUGCUCAGCCGUCGCACACUGCCCCCCGUGGACCUGUUUUCAUUUUACAUAUACAUGCGCGAUCAGCAGCGUUCAGUCGACUAUCUUGAUUUCUGGCUAGAUGUUGCCCAGCACAUGUCGCUAUGUCGACACUAUGUCCGUGAGCUCCGACGGUCCGUCAUUUUUGACACGCCCGAGAUGGACAGGGUGAGCUCGAAGCGGUCGUCCAUGAUCUUGGAGAGCAUGGGGGAUCUGGGGGAACGGGCGGCCGGGCCGUCAAUGUACGCGACCGAGAAGGAGAAGGACCAGGACGCCCAGAUGUCCGCCUUUCUGCGGGAGGAGGCGGCCGAGUCGUCGGACCAGGCCGGGGGCACCGGCACUGGAACCGGCACCGGCACGGGGUCCGUCCCCAUGAAGCCCAGCCCGCAGUUCAGCACCCCUCGCGACAUCACAACCGAGUCCAACUCGCCGGGCCACACCGUACUGCGGCAGGACAUCAAGGCCUCGGCCGAGAAGAUCCUGUACACCUUCCUCCUCCCCGGCGCCGAGCGCGAAAUCACACUCCCCGGAUCCGUCACCAACGACGUCACCAUGGCCAUCGAGGAGAUGGGCAGAGACGACCCCGAGGUCUUUGACGUCGCAAAGGACUACGUCUUUCAGGCCAUGGAGCGGGACGCCUUCCCCGGCUUCCUCAGGAUGAAGGCCCUGGGUAACCUCAUCCCGCCUACGCUCAUCAUGCGUCUCAUCCUCGGUCUGCUGGCCAUGUUUGGUGCCUUUUGGACUGCUUUUACCCUCAUCUUUCUCAACAAGUCUCGCGAGACGAGAUGCUGGCUCGUUCUUCCGUUCACCGUGGGCGUCUACUUCCUCGCCUCGUAUCAGUACUCUCUCGAUCCCAUCCUGGCCCUCGUCGGCUACAGCGAGUAUACACCCUUCAACUUCUCCCGCAUCAGGGAGCCUUACGUCCGCUCCCUCAUCGCCAAACGGUCCUUGACAGUCCUCGCCGUGACACUGCUCAUCGACGCUGCCCUGUGCAUCCUAUUUAUCCUCGUGCCCGGCAAGAGACUCUAG
This is a messenger RNA of Geosmithia morbida, 1140 nucleotides long. Its product is annotated as RGS protein. NCBI's taxonomy places the organism in Eukaryota, Fungi, Ascomycota, Sordariomycetes, Hypocreales, Bionectriaceae. The coding region runs from base 1 to 1140 and encodes 379 amino acids. Gene Ontology annotation, cellular component: plasma membrane. Gene Ontology annotation, biological process: intracellular protein localization. The transcript has 3 exons. The record is from RefSeq and is a predicted model, not a curated record.